CAAUUUCCAUAUCUACCCUUCUUUUUUGUAUUUUCCCUCUCUGGAGCGCGAUUUCCCCAACACUGCUGGAGAGCGUUCGGCAGAUUCGGGUUUUGUCAAAAUCUCAAACAUGGACGGCGACGCAGUCAUCGGAGUGGAAAACUCUGGUGGUGUUGCAGGCAACAACAAAAAGGUAGAUAAAAUGGCAGCACCUAGGAAGAGGCUUGCUGACAUAACCAACAUGCUGCAGCAGCCUAAACCAGCAAAGCUUGAUGCAAAGAAACAUUCCACUUCGUUUGACACCAAACAGUAUAUAGACAAGUUGCAAAAGGAAAAUAUGGCAUUGAUUCAAGCAUUAGCUGACAGAAAUAAAGUCAUUGAGUUGAGUGGAAUCGAGUUACAGAAACUAAGAAUCAAUUUGCAGAAAGUACAGCAACAGAAUUUGCAGCUGGCUAAGGCCAACACCCAAAUGUUGGCGGAACUUAAUUCAGGUAAAGAUAGGCUAAAGGCACUUCAGCAUCAGCUUGGAUGCAAAAAUGGUUUGCUUAAUGCAAAGAAACUAGAAAUGGAGAAAGCAAAAACAGUAACUCGUCAAACCUCUGGGAGUAAGUCCUUUCGCUUCUAUAAGGUAGAAACAAUCAAGCACAAAGAGGCUUGGGACUCCUCUCAAGCAGACAAGGGGGAUGAUGAUAAGCCUUGUGGUGCAAAGAAAAGGCGACAAUCGAAAGUUCAAUCUUUGGGCAAUCCUACUGUUAAGCCAGUUGAAGAUAAAGAUAAGGUUGAUAAUAAGAGGUCCUCUUCAAGAAGGCAAUCUGCUAGGUUUAAAUCUCAAGGGAAACCAUCAGAAGACUUGUUUGAAGUCGGCGAUACCAAAUUUCCCGUUUCUACUCUAGGUAAUGAUUCGGUGGUUGAAACCAGUCCAGCAUCAGUGAGUCUGUCAGACAAACAUGAACCUGAUGCAAAGAGUCUUUCCCCUGAAAGUGAAGCUCAAGAUUCUGGAAGGUCAUCAAUUGAAAGGCCCUCAUGUCAAGCAGCAGCUAAGAAGGUUCAUUCAUCCAGGGAAACUUCUCUUAAGGUUGAAGCUAAAGAUAAGGUUGAUCAUAAGAGGCGCUCCUCAAGAAGGCAAUUGGCUAGGUUUAAAUCACAAGGUGAACCCCCUGAAGACGAGUUUGAGAUUGAUGACACCAAAUUUCCUGUUUCUACUUUAGGUGAUGAUUUGGUGAUUGAAAGCAGUCCAUCAUCAGUGACCGUAGCAGCCAAAGAUGAGCCUACUGCAGACCAUUCUUCCCCUGAAGGUGAAGCUCAAGAGUUUGGAAGGCGAUCAAUCGGAAGACUCUCACGUCAAGCGGCUAAGAAGGUUCAUUCAUAUAAGGAAAUUUCUCUUAAGGUAAAGAUGCGCAGAACUGACUAAGUGGAUUCUGUUACAAACUGGCUCUCAUUUUGUUGAGUAGCCUACAAAAAGAGACUGGUCAAGAUGAGAUCGUCGCUGCAUCAUGCUGUUCCCUUUUAUUCACCAUCAGGUCCAAAACACUGUAAAUUUCAAAACUUGGCACCACUCUAGAAUGCCUAGGAAUUCCCAUAAUUCUUGUACUAGGUUCAUUUGAAUCAUCAACUCUUUUUCAAAGUUCAUCAAUAGCAAGAAUAUUUUUGUAGCCAUCUGGGGAUGACGAUCAUGAUAUGCAACAAAGCCUGGAUUCUUUUUAUUGCGCAUGUAGUUUCAUCCCUGUAAACCAGACAUUUUAUUCUCAAGUUUAAAUGUUAGUUAUCCUUUUCUUUUCUUUA
Tripterygium wilfordii is the source of this 1761-nucleotide messenger RNA. Its product is annotated as SHUGOSHIN 2-like. Gene Ontology annotation, cellular component: chromosome, centromeric region; nucleus. Lineage: Eukaryota; Viridiplantae; Streptophyta; Magnoliopsida; Celastrales; Celastraceae. The coding region runs from base 110 to 1390 and encodes 426 amino acids. Gene Ontology annotation, biological process: maintenance of meiotic sister chromatid cohesion; meiotic sister chromatid segregation. The record is from RefSeq and is a predicted model, not a curated record. The transcript has 11 exons.